AUGUUACGAGCUGUGUCGCAGUCGAGCCAGAGAGGCGUUUUCCAACAGGCCAGGUCUGCUGUUGUGUGGUUUCGCCCCUACAGUUCCGCAGACGUAACUAAUGACGAGCCUAGUUUUUCCGAACAGGUAGAGUUGUUUUUUGAUAAGUCGGCCGUGCUGUUGGAGGAUCGGUUAAUUAAGAAGGUGAGAGGGAAACAUCUGACGGAUGAGGAGAGGAAGAAAGUGGUUGAUGGGUUGUUGUCUGUCAUCAAGCCAUGCAACCACGUCAUGGCUGUCAACUUCCCCAUCAAACGCGACAAUGGCAAGUAUGAGAUGAUCGAGGCCUACAGGGCACAGCAUAGUCAACACAGAACCCCGUGCAAGGGAGGUAUACGUUACAGUAUGGAUGUGAACCUUGACGAAGUGAAAGCCCUUGCUGCCUUGAUGACAUAUAAAUGUGCUGUAGUUGAUGUCCCAUUUGGUGGUGCCAAAGCUGGAGUGAGGAUUAACCCUGCAGAAUACUCUGUAAAUGAGCUGGAGAAAAUUACAAGAAGGUUCACAGUAGAACUCGCCAAAAAAGGAUUUAUAGGUCCAGGUAUAGAUGUGCCUGCCCCAGAUAUGGGCACAGGGGAGAGAGAGAUGAGCUGGAUUGCCGACACGUACGCCAACUCACUAGGUCAUGGGGAUAUCAAUGCUCGGGCAUGCGUGACGGGUAAACCCAUCCCACAAGGAGGCAUUCAUGGCCGCAUCUCAGCCACUGGCAGGGGAGUUUACCAUGGAGUGCAUAACUUUAUCAUGGAGGCCAGUUACAUGAGCAUGGUUGGCCUGACACCCGGCUUUGGUGAUAAGACUUUCAUCCUUCAGGGUUUUGGAAACGUCGGUCUGCACACCAUGAGAUACCUGACGCGCGCUGGAGCCAAGUGCAUUGGGGUGAAGGAAAUUGAUGGCAGCAUAUACAACCAUAAAGAUGGCAUCAGUGCUAGAGAGCUGGAGGACUACAAGAUUGAAAAUGGAACGAUUGUGGGUUUCCCCAAUGCUGAGCCCUAUUAUGAUGACCUUCUGUUUGAGAAGUGUGAUAUCUUGGUACCAGCUGCCAGUGAGAAGCAGAUUCACAAGGAUAAUGCUGACCGCAUCCAGGCCAAGAUUAUUGCUGAAGGUGCAAAUGGCCCUACUACGAUGGCUGCAGACAAUAUUUUGCUCAAGAAGAAUGUUCUUAUUAUUCCGGAUUUAUUUGUGAAUGCCGGUGGUGUCACUGUUUCAUAUUUUGAGUGGUUGAAAAACCUCAACCAUGUCAGUUAUGGCCGCCUUACAUUCAAAUAUGAGAGAGAUUCAAACUACCACCUCUUAGAGAGUGUGCAAAGAUCUUUAGAGCGUAAAUUUGGGAAAAAUGGCGGUAAAAUUCCCAUUGUCCCAAGUGAAGAAUUUGAGAAAAGGAUUGCUGGCGCUUCAGAGAAAGACAUUGUACAUUCUGGCCUUGAGCAGACAAUGGAGAAAUCUGCUCGGUUGAUCAUGAAGACUGCCAUGGAGCACAAUCUCGGACUGGAUAUCCGUACCGCUGCUUACAUGGCUGCCAUCGAGAAGAUCUUUGGUGUUUACCAGGAAGCCGGAUUAACCUUCACAUAA
This is a messenger RNA of Candidula unifasciata, 1602 nucleotides long. The record is from the annotation of a GenBank genome assembly. Lineage: Eukaryota; Metazoa; Mollusca; Gastropoda; Stylommatophora; Geomitridae.